AUGCUUCGAUUAAACUUAGUUAACGCCAACCAAUUCGUUAUUUUAGAUUCAAGCGAGUUAUUGAAUCCUUCUAAAUUUCGUUGCGAAGGAAGUCUUGGGCUGAUUUUCGAACAUAGAUUGCCGAUAUUCUCUUUUCAUUGUUUCGAAGCCAAAGCAGAAUGGUUCAAUCAAUUUUUGAGUGAGACAAGUCCUUUGGAUUCCGUUGCAUUCUGCAAAGGACACCUCAGUGAAAAAAAAGUUAAGAAUCUCCAUAAAACUGCACUCACAAAGAUCAAACAAGCAGGAGCUGAUGUGCAAGCAGUCUAUGUAGGACUAUGUCCAUGCAACUGCUCUUCUUACUGUUCCAGUAAUGCUAACUUCUUGCCUAGAACAUGCCUCUCUAAUGUAGCAUUUGAAAUUGUUUUUCUGAAUUCGACAACCUCCAGUUCUCCAAAAGUGAGUGCGGCAGCUGAGAAAGAGAAUACGGCAACGGAGAGAAAGAGUACAGAGACCGAGAAGAAGCUCCCAUUUUUAUCGAGUGGUACGCAUGUUCCUAUUCAGGAAACAAGCAAAAUAUCGCAGGAAACAUCCACACCUACUCAAGAAACAGAUCAGACGACCACAACAUCACUCCCUGUGCAUGGUCAAGGAGUGUCGUUCAAAUCAACGACUCACACACCUCGCAGUAAAACAACGUUUUUGAACUUUCCUGAUCCGUACACGUCUACCACUCUUCAGACAGUGAGAACUACAGAUUCACAAAGGGAUUCCAGUACGUCAACGAAGUACCAAACAAAAUUUACUCACAACUAUGCGGAAAUAAUUGCUACUACCAUGUCGAGGAAUCUCGACACUUCUUUCGUAAUGCUGAACACAUCGGAUGCAGAAACGAUAAAGAUUCCCUUUGCUUCUUCUGAGGUAUCUAUUAAGACUCGAACAUCACCGCUGUCAAAACUGACGAUUUUGAGCACAACUGAAAAUGAUAAAUCAGCCGAUAAUGAAUUUUUAUCACCGGCAGGCAGCGGUGCAGCAUUAAAUGUUUCAAGAACGACAAUUUCGCAGCGAUCUUCCAACAUUUUUUCCCAAGGAGACGUGACGACGGUGGAAACGUCAGCAAAAACUACAGAGGAAAAGGAUCAAGCCACAGAUUCCGGGCUUAAAACAUCUCAAAGUACAGUAGGUGUAUCAGAGAUUUCGAGUACGAUUACCUCGCAACAAUCUUCUGAUUGUCUUAGUCAAGAGGUCACGACAACCGUGAGUAAGCCAGCAAAAACUACAGAGGAAAAGGAUCAAGCCACAGAUUCCGGGCUUAAAACAUCUCAAAGUGCAGUAGGUGCAUCAGAGAUUUCGAGUAUCAUUACCUCGCAACAAUCUUCCGAUAUUCGUGGUCAACAGGACACCACAACCGUGGGGAAGCCAACAAGGACUACAAGGGAAGAAGAUCAAACAGUAGACUACGGAUCUACAGUAUUGCAAAGUAGUGUUGGUGCAAUAAAGACUUCAGGUACGAGUACUUCGCAUUCCAACAUUCAUGGCCAAGAAGACACAACAACCGUGGAAAAGCUAGCAAAAAUUACAAAGGAACUGACGGAAACAGCAGAUUACGGAUUUACAACAUUGCAAAGUAGUGCUGAUGCAUACAUAAAAGUUUCAGGUACGAGUACUCCGCAGCGAUCUUCCAUUACUUAUAACCAAGAAGAUUUGACAACGGUGGAGGAACUACCAAGGAGUACGGAAGAAACCUCGUACACUUUUAAAAGCAUCACGUUUGAUGCGCUUUCUGACUCGUUUGCUACCAUCGCUUCUUCAGCUGGAGAUGAGGAAGGAAGUGUACAUGGUUUCGAAAGAACAUUGGAAUCCACGAGAGUACGUCAAAAAAGUAUUGAAACGACGAUGUCAGAAGAAAGUAUUUCUACCUCAAUGUUCAACUAUUCAAGUUCAGAAAGUACCAUCUUUUCAAAUGUUUCGAUGGCGAUGACAAGAGCUGGAGAGUCAGAAACCUCUACAGCCUCACUAGUUUCUGUCUCUGGAAUUUCGGACCAUGAAUCCUCUGAUCAUCAGCUCACAUCUGGGAGCAGCCAUAGAACAUCAACCACAAAAAUAUUGUUGAAGCAAACUACUGUUCUCCACGAGGAUUCUUCAGCACAGGCAAAUCAAGAACCAGAAAUUUCGAUGUCUCUUGAAAAAGAAAGCAGUACUGGUGGUCACAUUUCUCGCAGUGCUAGUGAAACACAGGAGGUUAGCUAUUCAUCUACCAAACGAACAGAGGGUAAGUAUUCAAAAAAUGAGUUCCUACUUUAUACUGACAUCGACACUGGAACUUCCAGCGGCAUAAGCGAAGAAUAUAAUAACACGAGCAAAUAUAAAAGCACACCUAAAAAAAAAGGUAGUAGUGAGAGCAUCGGACCACCAGAACUGAGUGAAACACGAUCAAACAUCAAAGUAGUAACCAGCACAACUGCGUACGAAAGUUUUUCGACUGCGAGUGGCAGUGCGGGGAGCAGCGAAACAGUGAAACCAAGCGAAAAACAAUCAGGUAUCAGAACAACAAUUGGCACAAACAAGUACCAGGACACUUUUCCUGCAAAUAACAGUACUGGGAGCACUGGAGCAGCAAAACUGAAUGAAACACGAUCGAAUACGGAAGCAGCAGUUAGCAUAACCAAGAACCAAAGGACGCAUACUACAAAUAAUAAUGACGGAAGAGUUGAAGCAGAUCAGGAUACUGAAUCAUCCAGAUUUACUUCUCCGGCAGUGUUCACUUCUUCAAGAAAGAAAUUUCUAACUGACGUUUCUAGCGAAAUCAUCAAUACGGUCAAAGCCGACUUCGAAACCACCAGUGAUAAGUUGGAGAUCCCAGAUAUCCCGUAUAACGCAUCAUCGACUACACUGAGCAAACAAUUCCCUUCCAAACCGACGACAAGAGAAGUGGCUUUGUUCUCGUCUUCGACUUGGUCAUCGAGCAAAGCUAAAAGCGAUUUGCCGCCUACUUCGACACCAUUAGUUUUGCUGAACUGGACCUCUGCAUUAGUGAGAGAACGCCAUUCCACGAAGUUCUUCGAGUCCUCAUCAGCAUCGCAACCGAACGCAACGCUGUUCGGUAAUAAAAUAGAAACACUGGCAUCCAAACUGACAAGUGCAGCCACAAAUGCGAAAAGUGGGAAUACCACUCCAGCAUACCAUACGUUCAACGAACUCAGCACUUUAUCACUAGCCAACGCGGAUAAUCUGGAAAUCGGUGAGAGUACGGAAUUAUUCAAAACAAACAAAAAACCAAGUUUUGACAUAGUGUAUCGGACAACGCUAGCGACAGAGACGUCAACAGUUAUGAAGAGGGAUCAGAAUAUUGCUAUCGCAUUCUUUCGUCACUUGAUUCAUCGACAUAUCGAAAGGUUUUGUGUGGAAAGACAUACAACGGAAGAAGCACUGCUUACUUUAUCAUCCAAUUCUCCUGACGAUUUUUUUCUCAAAAUAUACAAUCACAAUUUUUGUAAAAUCUGCUUCUACGAGAUCAAGCUUGGUCGAAGUCCCGCUCGAACCGCCCGAAACAUUUUUGCAGUAUUGGGCAAGAGAAUUGACGACGAAUACACGGCCCUGAAAAACUGUCAAAGUGAUGAUGAUAGCGAUCUAGCUGAUGAAAGAGACUUCGGAGAUCCGGAAGUUGUAAAGCUAAUACGCACCAGAAGCCCAUCUACAAUUCUGUUCUUCGUGAAUGAGCAUGACUCUGAAAUGAUCAAGAAGAACAGAACUGUUCGAAUUGUUUCAAUCGAAGGAUCUACAAACUUCGCUCUGGCGGUGAAUAGAACUGCUGGACUAAGCGAAACUAUCGAGGAUGUGAACGCUUUGUGCAGAAAAACAAAGUACUGCAAUGAAAUGCAAUGCAACCUCGACGACUUUGUAUUCUAUGGGAUAAGCACUAAACUUAUACUGCCAUCAAACUAUAAAAAAUUGGACAUUGGACAAAGUUUGAAUGUUUCUUGUGCAGAACAAAACAGCAGCAAAGUCAUCGAGGUGACAUGUGGAGAGAGAGGCACACUGCAACCGUAUCCACCGUCCAUCAUCUGCAGUGUUGAUGAUUCUGACGGCAAGGAACUAAAAGAUGCGGAAGUUCCAAUGAACAACGAAAUACGCAAAUCAUGUGACGAAUGCAAUCAAAUCGGGACCGAUAGAUGUGAAGAAGUGGAAGGAGGGUUUAUGUGCUUUUGCAAGCCCAACUGGAGUGGCGCCGUUUGUUGGAUUUCUCCUAACCAGUGUGAAAUUCAGCAACUUCAAUGCGGUCACAACGGCACCUGCUUUUCGGAGGUUGAUCGGGCUUAUUGCUGGUGCGAUGAAGGGUAUGCCGGCGUUCACUGCGAAGUAUCAAAGGCUAAUUUGUCUCUUCUUGGGCCUGCUGAAGGUUCCGUUGAUGCUGCGGUGACUGGAAGUGCAGUAGCGCUCUCAACUACUGAGAUCCUAUUGAUGGUAGGAAAAGGAUUACUCCUUCUAUAUUGUCCAAAAGAAGGACAGGACACACAAGUAUUCUAUCAAAAUUUGCGCUCCUUGGUAAUCUCAGUUGCGGGCCUUGUGGUUCUUCUGUUCCAUCAUCCAGGACUUCUCGACAUCUCUCCUUUUUACUGUAGCUUAUGGUUUUGCAUGGUUACAAUCCUCUAUUCACUAGGAAUUGGCUUUUUCGCACUGGAAGCUCGUAAUGUGUACGAGGUAGCGCAAGUAAAGAAAAGGAAUAGCUGGGACGAUUUUCUGGGAAGAACAGCAUUUGGAGCUCCCAAAAUAGCGGUGGGUAACUACUAA
Molecule: messenger RNA, 4767 nt
Organism: Necator americanus (New World hookworm)
Lineage: Eukaryota; Metazoa; Nematoda; Chromadorea; Rhabditida; Ancylostomatidae
Exons: 14
Coding region: 1-4767 (1588 amino acids)
Source: RefSeq, a predicted model, not a curated record